AUGAAUCCAUUGAAAUAUAUUCAUAUUCCGUUCGGUGCCGGUCGAACUGGCUCAGCGUUCGAUCCAAUUGAAUUCAUCAAAAAACCUCAAGUUAUCCUCCGGGUUGUUGCUUGGGUUUUCGCCACGAUUGUCUUUGCGUCGAUUGCCCAAGAAGGUUAUGUUAACGGUGUAUGCCGCUAUAAUGAAUCAAAUGCUUGUGGUUAUGGUGUUGCCAUUGGUGUAAUUGCAUUUCUUUUAACUAUUGGUUUCACGGCAUUGGAUGUUUAUUUUCCAAAUAUAUCAAAUAUAAAAACACGACGAACUGCAGUAUUAAGUGAAUUAGGAGCAUCAGGAGCCUUGACAUUCUUUUGGUUUAUUGGUUUCUGUUACAUGACUGAUCAAUGGCGGCAAGAGGAUCAAAAAGAUUUACCUGAAUGGAAUGGUCGAAAUAGUGUUCAAGCAGCGAUUGCAUUCGCCUUCUUCUCAAUUUUAGUUUGGGCUGCAUUAACCUUCUUUGCAUUUCGUCGAUACCGUGAAGGUGUAUCAAAUUUAUUUAGUUCCGGUUAUGAAGAUCAUUCGGGUACUGGCGGACAAACAUACGGUGGUUACCCAUCGACUGGUGGAGUUGGUAGUUUCUCUCAACCACCGUUUACAGCAACUCAACAAUCACAAUCUAGUUAUCAACCACCAACAUAUUAA
Messenger RNA from Adineta ricciae, 678 nucleotides. Lineage: Eukaryota; Metazoa; Rotifera; Eurotatoria; Adinetida; Adinetidae. The record is from the annotation of a GenBank genome assembly.